Molecule: messenger RNA, 3200 nt
Organism: Anoplopoma fimbria (sablefish)
Lineage: Eukaryota; Metazoa; Chordata; Actinopteri; Perciformes; Anoplopomatidae
Gene: crim1
Product: cysteine rich transmembrane BMP regulator 1 (chordin-like)
Cellular component (GO): extracellular region
Molecular function (GO): protein binding; serine-type endopeptidase inhibitor activity
Source: RefSeq, a predicted model, not a curated record
AUGUUCAGCAAGUGCUCCGUUGUGUUAUUGAAUGUCCUCUUUCUGGUGAGUGCGCUCACGGCUCAAGAGUGCACGCCGUGUAGCCUCCGCACUUGUCCCGUCAAAGCCCCACACGGCUGCGAGGGUGGCCGGACCUCAGCCAGGGAUCCGUGCGGAUGCUGCGACCAGUGCGCCCGGCUGGAGUGGGAGCCCUGCGGCGGACGGGACUGGGCGCACGGCUACUGCGCCCUGGGGCUGUCCUGCGCCUCUGUUAACAGAACAGGAGCAGCCGUAAUCCCUGAAACUGGAGUAUGUAAAGCUCUCCCUGAGCAUCCAGAGGCAGGCCUGGAGGACGAGCGCUGUCCCCUGAUGACAGGCUGCGACAAAGCUGGAGGUCAGUGCGUGUGCGAUGCCCGUCACUCCUGCUUGGGCUCUUUCGCCUUCCCAGACCAGGAAACCUGCAUGAAAACCAGCAAGUCAGAGGGUCGAAGGCACGAGCACCGGGAAAGACACAGAGAGAAGUAUGUGGGACCAUCCAACCCGGCCUGCAUGUUCUCUGGGUGUAACCUGACCGCCGAGGGCUGUGUGUGUGAGUCUCAGAGCUGCCACCACCACUUUGCCUACAUCAACCGCAGCCAGUGCCAGGAAGCCGCAGAGGAGCUGAGGUGUUCCGGGGUGAUGUGUCCUGCUCUGCCGGUGCCAUCCUGUCCUAAGGGCUCAGUCCUGACCAAGAGUUACACGCCCCCUGCUGGUUGCUGCCCCUCCAUACUGCCCCAGUGCACUUGCGACCUCCAUGCCUGCACCAAGCCCCAGUGCCAGAGCGGACAGCGCGCCGUGCCGCUCAGCCAGGCCAGCGGCCAGCCAGGAGACUGCUGUGAUGUCUUCGAGUGCCAGAAAGUCUCUCCCAAGUGUGUCCACAAUGGGAAGGAGUUUUCUGAGGGACAGGUGUACCGCAUGGACCCCUGCUGGCUGUGUCAGUGCCGGGGAGGAAUCUCCUUCUGCUCUAAGGCAGAGUGCGCUGAGCUGGACUGUGAAAACUUCUACAUUCCUGAGGGCGAGUGUUGCCCUGUCUGCAUAGAUGUGGAGUUACUGUCGAUGGACAGCACUAAGGCCAGUUGCUGGGUGAACAAUAAGCUGCGAGCCCACGAGGAGCAGUGGAAAGAGGACGACUGCACCUUCUGCCAGUGUGUGGACGGAGAACCCCACUGCACCGCCAUGGCCUGCAAACAGAGCUGCCAAUACCCCGUCAAGAUCCCCGGAGAGUGCUGUCCCUUCUGUGAAGAGCCUUCUUAUGAAACAGUUAGCCCCCUGCUAUGUCCUCCCCUGGAAAACUGCUCCCUGUCAGGGAAUGACUGCCCCUACGGCUUCCAGCAAGACAAAAAUGGAUGUCUGCUCUGCCAGUGUCUCAACAAUGACUCCUGCCCUGACCUGGGAAGAUACUGUUCCCUCCAAUGCCCAAUGGGUUACAAGACGGAUGAUUUAGGCUGUGAGGUGUGCGAGUGCAGCAUCCCCAUGCCCAAGUGCCGCCCCUUGACCUGCACCAAGACCUGCCCCUAUGGAUAUGUGAGGAACAAGCAUGGAUGUGAGAUGUGUCGCUGUGUCAAGUGUCCUCCCUUCACCUGUGACAAGCACUGCAGCGAAGGCUAUAGGCAGAACAGGAAGGGCUGCUCCAUCUGCAUGUGUAAAGAAAGCGGCCAUGUCCCAAGCACUAGCCCGGCCCCGAUUCCCAACUAUUGCCUCACCUCCAAUGGGCACCGGUACGAGGAGGGUGACGGCUGGCACGACGGUUGUCGUGACUGCUACUGCCACGCCGGACGGGAGAUGUGUGUGCUCAUAUCCUGCCCCGUGCCCAGCUGUUCUCAUCCAAUUGUGAGGCCUGACCAGUGUUGUCCUACCUGUGAGGAUGAGUCAGGCAGUGGCCAGCUAGAGGGGAUGGACAUGGUGGUGUGCAGAGCACCUGGGGGGGAGUUUUAUGUGGAGGGGGAAACCUGGAACCUGGACGAGUGCACACGGUGCACCUGCAGGAAGGGACGCGUCCUGUGCGACACCGAAGUGUGUCCCCCGGCUCUCUGCCAGACACCCAUCAGGAACAAGGACACCUGUUGCCACGCAUGCCCAGAGGAGACGCUGAGCCCCUUGCUGCCAGUGAACAACAGCCAGCAGGAGUACUGCAUAACCAGCGAUGGAGACGUGCUGCUGUCUGGGGACUCCUGGAAGGCCAACGCCUGCACCAGCUGCACCUGCAACAACGGCACCAUUCAGUGUUUCUCUCAGCGCUGUCCGGCUGCCAACUGCAGGGUGCCCGUCUUACGCAAGGGCCAGUGCUGCCCACACUGUCUCGAAAUGACAACGUCAGCGCCAGUGAUGGUGUCUACGGACUCCCUCAAGACAACAGCCUCUGUUACAGUGGAGAGUGUGGUGUGGAUCACCACUGUCACUGUACCGCCCAUCAUUGCUGAUACAGAUGAGCGAGGUUUGGUUGAGAAUUACCCCAGUCAAACAGAGAUGGCCGUCAUCUACCAAUCAGCCGCCUGGAUCCUGGCAGGUCUCCUCCUGGCCAUCAUCAUCUUCCUCGCCGUGGCGUUACUCAUCAACAAGAAAAAGAAGUGGGUGCAGAUGUCCUGCUACAGCGCACCAAAGAAGACGGUGAUCCUCAAGAAACACGUCAACAAGAACUCCGUGGUCUACAUGGAGCCCUCCAAGGAGAACAAAUUUCAGAACGUGAAGAACGACUGUGGCAUCAUCCGUUUCUCUCCAGAAAUGAGCUCCAGCUGUACGGACAAGAUGACCAUCCCCAGGGCCAAGCUGAGCAUGGCCAACAACUGGACGCCGCGCUAAAAACAAUGCAAAAAAACGCCGCUCAAACUCUGCAGAUCAGAGCUGUCCAACACCUCCCACUCUCUCUUACUGCUGUAUCCAUGGUGAUAAGUGCAACGGUGCACACACACACACACACACACCUUGGAUGCCGCUGCCUUGUUCCCACCCUUCUGUCUGUGUGAAACUGAGGUUGCUCUGCAAGAGACAAAGCAUGUGACUUGUUUCUUUUUAAUAUGUGCCCAUAUUCUUUUUUUGUGGUGGAGCGAGACGUUGGGAGGUGGACGGACGGGUGGACAUAUAAAGGACACAGCCACUCCGGGCUCUGCUUUAAAAACAGAGAGGGAGGCAGCCAGAGAGCCUCUGUCAGAAUCAGACUUUGACUGUGAACGUUGUAAUAUUAU